Erigeron canadensis is the source of this 4179-nucleotide messenger RNA. RefSeq names its product protein timeless homolog. The transcript has 20 exons. The record is from RefSeq and is a predicted model, not a curated record. Gene Ontology annotation, molecular function: DNA binding. Gene Ontology annotation, biological process: DNA replication checkpoint signaling; replication fork arrest; DNA repair. NCBI's taxonomy places the organism in Eukaryota, Viridiplantae, Streptophyta, Magnoliopsida, Asterales, Asteraceae. The coding region runs from base 83 to 3988 and encodes 1301 amino acids. Gene Ontology annotation, cellular component: replication fork protection complex.
CUUUCACUGCUAUUCAAAUUGAUUUCAAUAUAAUUAUUAUUACUAGUAUUUGAGUUUUAAUCUAUAAAACCCUAAAAGGGGUAUGGAAAAUUUGUCUUAUAUAUGCGGUGGUCUCGGCAUAAUCGAAGAAGACGAUGACGGCAAUCCCAUCGGAUACACCACCGGAGAAUACUGUUCAGAUAAUUUGAAGGAUUUGUUGCGGUUUUUAAGGCGAGACGAUCCGGAAGGUCGACAAGUGUUUAAACAAGUUUGUAAAUGGAGUAUAGUUGGGAAAGAUAUUUUGCCUAUUAUUCAGUAUUGUCAACAUGACAAUCCUUUGGUUCUAAAUGCAGUGAAGGUUUUGGUGUUUCUUACGAUGCCAGUUGAGCCAACGUCUAAAGAUAUACCACAACAGAUUGAAUAUCUUUGGGGUUUGAAGUCUUUGAUCACUUCCAGUCAUGCUAUUCCUGUGAUAGUUACCCUUCUUGAGAGCCCACUUGAGCAUUUGGAAGGGGAUUUGUUCACGGAGGAUGACUGGAAGUUGGUGCAACUGGUAAUUACUUUAUUUCGCAAUAUUUUAGCUGUUCAAGAUAUCACAAUGCAGCAAAGAGUUGCUGGAUCAGCCUCUGAGUUCAUACUUCUUAGAGAUAGAUUCUUAAAACUGUUGUUUGAUGAGAAUGUGAUGGAUUUGAUCUUAGUCUUGACACAACAUGUUGGGGGUGCAAGUAGCAUUUUCCGUCAGGAUAACUUGCUUUUAUUGGAGACUUAUUAUUACAUAUAUAAGGGUCAAGUUCCUGAGUUGAUUGCAAGAGCUCAUCUAGAUGCCAACAAAAAGGUGGAGGCGGAAGCAGACGCUACUGCUAUUGAUCUCAAGUCUCUUAUGGAAGAGGAAAAAGCAAAAAGAAGGCAAACAAUACUAUGUAAUCUGGGUUCUCGAUCAACCUUCAGCGGAUCUUUUACCCGAGUUACUAUGGAUGGCUCCAAAGUUCUGGUGAAAGGUAAUCCUUGUGCAGAUUCUCAUGAAUUGUUAAAAGGUCAUAAGAAUCCACAUGGUUCAUCCAAAAAGAUGCUAUGGGAGAGCGGAAGAAUGCCAACAACAAACAAUGACAUCCUUCGUCUGCUCCAUGAUUUUACUAAUCAGUUCUUGUUAGGAGGUUAUAAUAUUUUAAUGCAGUCAAUCCGUGAGGAUAUAGAAAAAGAACACCAUGCUAUCGAAAAUAAUGAUGUCACUACUUUCUUUCAAGUCGCUGAAUUUGUUAUGUCUUUCCAGAAUCACAAGUUACUUGGCUCAAACCCUAAAGCUAAUGUCAGUAUAACUGAGUCUUCUAGAGAUUGUGAUGCUGAUAGCACAUUGUUUAAAGGCAGCAUAUGCGGAUCAAUUUCUGAAACAAUGAAUGAGUCAAUGUUUCUACUUGUUGUAUCGAAGUGGCGUACUGCAUUUGAUGGUUUGAAGGAAACGAACAACUACACAUUUCUCUCUGCAGCAGGAUCUCUCAUAAAAACAAUGAUAAAUAUGUUAGAUUUGGUGCUGAAGCUGUCACCUGAAGAGUCAAAUGAGCCUCAGACUGCCCGUGUUCUUCUUUACAAAUUAUUUUAUGAUCAAACAGACCAAGGGAUGACCUAUUUUUUGUUCAGUCUGAUCAAGGCAUUUAAUCCACACAAACAACCAAAAAGUGAUCUUUCUGAUUUGGUUGAGACAAUUCAUAUAGUAAUACGGCUAAUGGAGAACCUUCAAUCACGUGGUACGUUGCGGGUUGCUAAGAAGUCAAGGAAGAAAAGAAAGAAGAAAGCCUCAGCCCCAAAUAAUGAUGCUAAUAGGGAAGACCAAGCUACUGCUCAGAACAACGCUGCUAAUGGGGUGGACCAAGUUACUCAUCAGAACAAUGCUAAUGAUACAGACCAGGUUAUUGAUCAGAAUGAGGAUUUAACUGUUAGGGGAGAAAAAGACGAGAAUAUGAGCAUACUAGAAAAAGAGUUGCCACAAGGUUCAAGUGUUGAUAAAAAUGAUGAUGACAUAUCUCCAGGAGAGUCUGAUCAGGCUGGUGCAACUAAACAGGAAACAGAAGAUAUUGAACCCGAUUUGCCACAGACAGAAAACAAGUCUAAAUGUGCUAACCCUAAGGCUAACGAUGAUUAUUUCUCAGAUGUUUCAUCUUCUGAUGAACAGCAAGAUGCAACAAAUGAAGUUGACUUUAAAGCCUCUUCAUUGGUGUCUUCCCUUGCAAAUGGCACCAUAAUCCAAAACUUGUGUUGGCUGCUGAAAUUUUACAAAAGCAAUUCUAUUAGAACUAAUCAUUACAUUAUAUGUGCACUGAGAAGAAUUUGUGAAGAUCUGGAACUCUCUCCAAUGCUAUACCAGCUAUCGCUUCUCAUCAUAUUUAAUACUAUCUUGGAAGAGCAGAAGUUAUGUUCAAGCAAAGAAUACGAGAAUAUCGUCUCAUUUCUUACAUGUCUGGUUAGGAGAAUGCUGAGGAAAAUGAAGAGUGAUCCUCUUUUAUUUGUGGAAGUUCUCUUUUGGAAGACACGUAAAGAAUGUCAUUACAUUAAUUGUGAAUCAAUGCUACAAGAUCUUGGCAAAAUGAGAAACGAUUAUAGAAAGAGGGGAGAUGAUCCCUCACAUGAAGAUCUUGGUGAAACUGCUACCUCUGGUAGAAAUGGAUGGGUUAGAAAAAGCUUAGCCGAUGCACUUGGUGAUGAUGAAGCUGAUGUUGUUGUACCUCUUUGGGGAGAUGGUGACCAGAGCGAGGAAAAUCCUGAUGAAGCCCAAGUGCAAAAGACCUCAAAAAGAACCAAGUCGAAUUUUGGAGAAGGGAGAGAAAGCAUGAUCCAACAAACCGACCCAGCGGAAGAACUUAAUAAAGAACAUCCUAUAGAGCAGAAACAAGGUAGAGCACGUAAAAGAUUGAAGCCACUUGUUCUUGAUGAUGCACUAGUAGAAAAACUGAAGGAUCUUUUCGAGAAGUAUAAAGAAUUUCCGGAUUGCAGUCAACGUAUAGUAGCAGAACUUAAUUUAGAGGUUUUACCAGCUCAGAUUUCCAAGAAGCUUAAAGAGAUGGGAUUGAAAGUUUCAUCAAAGAGGAGAACAGGUGAUAUGAAUGUCUCUAGUAUUCAUGGUAACGCCAUGGAUACAUCACCACAGCAACCUAUGUUUGUCAGAAAAAGGGUACGUGCAUUCAGUGAAGAUCAAGAGAUGAAGAUCAAAACUUUAUUUGAGCAGUUUAAAGGUCAAAAGAAAUGCAAUCAAAUGAUUGCAAGUGCACUAGAUGGUGAGGGCACAUUCACAGCAGCACAAAUUUCGCGGAAGCUUAGGCAGCUUGGCUUGCGACUCCGUAAGCAGAAGUCAAGUGAUGACUUGCAUCUGAGGGAUGAAGACGGUGAAGAAGAUACAACAGUUUCAGAUGGAGAAACACUAUCAUCACUUAAGAAAAGGAGCAAAACAAAGCAAAACGUGUUCCCUACUGAGGAAAUAGCAGACCAGAACAGCGAUAAACUAUCAGAUGAUUCUGACAACAUUGCACUCAGCUCAUUUAGAAAUAAAAGUAAAAGGUUUGCACAAACAAAUCACACCAAUAAUGUAAUAGAUGCUGAAGUUAAUCAAGUUGGCAGUGGGCCACAAGGGGAUGCCAUGAUUAUUGAAUCUUUUAGGAGCAAAACAACGCAAAAAUUGGUCCUUACCGAGGAAAUACCAGACCAAAACAGUGAUAAACUAUCAGAUGAUUCUGAUAACAUUGUACUCAGCUCGGCAUUUAGAACGAAAAGUAAAAGGCUUUCACAAACAAAUCACACUAACAAUGUAAUAGAUGCCGAAGUUAAUCAAGUUGGCAGUGGACCACAGGGGGACGCCAUGAUUAUUGAAAAUGAGGAUUAUCUGGAAGAUCACGGACUUACUGACGAUUUGGCUGAUGAACUAACUGAUUUUGGGAGCAAUGCAAGUCCAGUUACAGCUCCAAAUGUUAGUGGUCCAAGAAGAAAACUGAGAAUGGUCAUAGAUGCAGAUGAUGAAGACUAAAGAGAUGACUGUAACUAUUGUUAGUAAAGUAUAUAAAGAUAUGAUAGAUUGAAGAUUAAUACUAUCAGGCAAUUUUAAGUGACGUUCUAAUUUCCAAUUUUCUAACUACUUUGGAUAUAUUCCGUAAAUGGCCAUGUUCGUGUUCAUGUCAGCAUCUCUAUGGGAAGUAGAUGUUUUAUUUUUUGGAGCAA